AUGGCUGUGGAGGGCGCGUCGGCCGCAGGAGAUGUGCUCAGGGCGAAGGCUUCCAAAGAAGUCAAAAGAUUCUUGAAGCAGGAGUACAUUGUUGCAAUUGUUUCCGGGCGAUGGUGGGCGAUGGUGGUCAAGGUGCCGAAGACCAUAAUCGCGCGGUUCGAAAUGCUUCUAGGCCCGCUGCCUGCACUGCAAGGCGCGACUACCGAGCGUACAGGGCUACUUUGGAAUGAUAAGGAUACAGAACGAUCCAAAGAAAAAAUCAAAAAGAAAAUAUUGUGGUAUGGCGUCUCCCCCCGCCGGACACUCGCACCACUCGUACAAGGUAUGAGCCCUCAUCCCUGA
Gloeophyllum trabeum ATCC 11539 is the source of this 342-nucleotide messenger RNA. RefSeq lists its product as uncharacterized. The record is from RefSeq and is a predicted model, not a curated record. The transcript is spliced from 2 exons. Bases 1 to 342 code for a protein of 113 amino acids. NCBI's taxonomy places the organism in Eukaryota, Fungi, Basidiomycota, Agaricomycetes, Gloeophyllales, Gloeophyllaceae.